UCUCCCACUGCUUCUCUCUGCCAACACAACAACAGCUUACUCACAAAUCCACUCCAAUCCCUCGUACAGAAAAGCACUGCACAUAUAGAAACUUCACAAACAGGCAUAAAGAUAUAAAGAUUGUAUCUUUUCAUUCUAUCUUGAGAAAAAAAGUUCAUGAAAUAAAUGCAGAAAGAAAACAACAUCCAUCGAGACCGAGAGAGUAAGAGUGAGAGAGAGAGAGAGAGGGAUGAGGGAAGGAGUCUCUUCUGAGGAGCAUAUUUUAUCAAUUGAUUCAUGAUCAUUUUUGUUUUCUAAAAUAAAGCUGGAGCAAAGCGGAAGGUCGAAAAUGAUUGAACGAAAUUUUAAGUAAUGUUGCUUCAGAGAAUUCAGUUUGUGAGAAGAGUCCUGCUAGAGUGUUGAUCUUUGAGAUGGGUUCAAGUUACAGUUGGGGAGGAAGUCCUUUGUCCGCAUUUUUCUUGUUUUAAGCUGCCCGUAGAAGCAGUCAUGAGAAGGGGGUCUAAUUAUUUAAUGCAGAUUCUAUAAUUUCUUGCACAUCGAGUAUCAUUGCAUGAUCCUGAGUUUUGAAUCUCUUGAUUUUUGUGACAAACCCAAUCAUAAAAAUGAGCCAAGACCAGAAAUUUCAGCAGCGCUGGCAGUUCAGGAGAAGGGAGGAUGACUUUGAUUCUUCAAGCAAUGAUUCCAAAUCAAGUUCCAGUGGCGAGCCGGUUCUCAAGAAGCAUAAGCUGGUUUCCAAUUUGAUUUUGCCUGAAAAUAAUGAAAACAUCAAUAUUCCAAGAUCUCGACAGAAAGAUCUACUAGAUCCUGGUAUGGGUGCUCAUUUCGAGUUUGGGAAAGCUAACAAGAUGCAUAUUGGGUCAAGCAAUAAAAGUGAGGGUGUAAAGAAUAAGACAAAAAGGAAUUCUACAAAAGAAGGCAAUAAAAAGAAGAGAAAGCAAAGUCAUGAGCCUGAUUCAAUGGAUGACUUUAAAGUUUUCAUGGAGUCCAUAUUAGAGGAGCUUAAAGUUGCAAGAGAAAGCAUGUUUGCACGGAUGAGAGAGGAGAUGAAAAAAUUGAUUCCCAUUGAGUCAGCCUCUAGGCCAACAAUUGAAGAAGCUGGUUGUGUGCGGAAGUUGGGGUUGCAGCAACAGAACAGCAUCGAAUCAGGCAUGAAAACUCAGAAAUGCAAUGUUGGAUCCUUAGACAGGUCUGGAAGGAGCAAUGUGACUGCUGCUUCAAAUAACUGUCCCAAUGUCCUUGAAAAGCAAGUUAACCAUGCCCAAGCCACUGGAACUACUACGCCAAAUGAAAAGGACCAAGGGGAAGAGCGGAGUUUAUCUGUUAAGAAACCCAUAUAUUCCUUUCAUCAGUCUGAUCAGUUAGUUUCUUCUUCAUAUUUGACUUUACCCUCUGUCCUAUCAGAAGCCCAAAUAGAAAACCAAAGGAAUGAUUCUUCUUCAAGAAAUUAUAGUCAGCCUGGAGUGGCUGGGAAUGAUACAAGCAUGAAUUCAGAAAGAGCAAAUUUGAUAACGGAUGCGAAUGCUCAUCAUGGACACUUCUCGGGCAUCCAACAAGAUGAACAAUUUGGAAAUUUUGCUCAAAUUGGAUCCAGAAGCAUGGGUUAUUUUGACCAUCAGGUCACUGGAACGUCUGGUAUCGAUACUGGGUUCCCGAUUCCACUUCAUCAAGGGAGGGAGAAUAGUUUCAACAUUCCAAGUCAAGUUGUUCUGGACAAUUCAUUCCGAGGCAAUAACAUUUUGGGUUUGAGGACGAAUAAAGGAUCCAUGAGAUUCUCUGGGGCAAGUCAUUCUUUACCAGAGCACUUUGUUGCCAAUAAUCUACGCGGCCAUAUGAAGUAGAACACUGAUGGGUGGAAUCAAGGCAUUUGGAGGCCAAUAUUCCAAAGAUGAUCAUCCUUUCCCAAACUAGCUGGAGGAAUACUGGUGGAUAGGAAUUCGACUUUUUAACAAUUCUCUCUGCGAAAAUGGAGCUGGUUAUGCCUUUCCUAUUCAGUCUUUCCAUAAAGGGAAUGACUUCCUAAGGCCGAGUCAGACACCUGCUUCCUCGUUUUUCCUUGUUUUGACUGAAACUGAGCUAUUUGAUUCAAGAAUUUGUUGCUGAUCCACUACAUAAUAGAGUGAAAAAAAAACUAAAAUUUGGAGUUUCUCGGCUAAUUUGGUUUGAAAGGUAUGCAGAAAAAUACACAAUUGGCUGUUCUAUGUUUUACCGGCUAACCCAUAUUGUCUGUCAGCAGCUUGUGUCUUGAAUUUCCAUUUGGAAAGGUUUGCUGAGAAGUAGGCAUGUUAAAUCACAUAAUCUGGCUAUAAGCUCUUUUCCAAUUUGGUUGUAUGGAAGCAAUCUUAGUGGUCUUCUCUUUCUAUGAGCUGGUACAUACCUUCAUACCACUCCACCUUGAAUAUGAUUGACAAUAAUUCACUUGAAAUUGCAUCAUAACCCCCUUACCCAUUGUAGAUAUCCUUUUUUUUUU
Messenger RNA from Ilex paraguariensis (yerba mate), 2467 nucleotides. Lineage: Eukaryota; Viridiplantae; Streptophyta; Magnoliopsida; Aquifoliales; Aquifoliaceae. The record is from the annotation of a GenBank genome assembly.